This is a messenger RNA of Vespa crabro (European hornet), 736 nucleotides long. RefSeq lists its product as uncharacterized. Lineage: Eukaryota; Metazoa; Arthropoda; Insecta; Hymenoptera; Vespidae. The transcript has 3 exons. The record is from RefSeq and is a predicted model, not a curated record. The coding region runs from base 149 to 577 and encodes 142 amino acids.
GAGAGAGAGAGAGAGAGAAAGAGACAGAUCAAAAAAAAAUUCAUCUGGUCGACAUCAAUACAUUCGAUAAAUUUCGACGUAAGACAAUUUAUUUAACGUUGGAUGAAGAAUUUUAAUUGAUAUUCGGUUGAAUUAGUAAUAAUUCACAAUGGGAAGGAAUAUAAUCCGUUCGUUGCUUCUUCUUGCUAUAAUAUUACCGUGCAUCAUUGUUGCUAACGUUGAUCAACGUUUCGUCGUUAAAAGAAACGCCGCCGACAACGACCCGUCUGCCAAUCUCGAUUAUCCCGAUUAUCCUGCAAAAUACGACGAGUAUCCGGUUGUGGUGCCAAAAAGAGCAGCUCUUUUGUUCGAUCAAUUGAUGAUAGCCUUGCAAAAGGUUGUUGAUAAUCAAGGAAGAGCAGAGAUAGGAAGCGGCAAGGCUUUAACAAGAUCAGCUCCACCGAUUCAAGUUGCCAAUUCACAGAUGGUACCUUCGGCUGACGAACAAACGAUGGAUCUUCAACGACGUGGACAGGCUAAGGGUCGCGUUUAUUGGCGAUGCUACUUCAAUGCCGUGACAUGCUUCAAGAAGAAGUGAUAAAAGUAUCCUGAAUCAGGCCACUAUUUUCAAUCGAUUUAUCAAUUGCUAAACUAAGUUCUCUUAUCUAAAUUAUUCCUAUGCUUCAACUGAUGAAAAAUUGCUCCGUUUUAAGAAGUCGAAGAAUUCAAUUUCUUCCCAAUUCAAUUUUGUGUCCAC